GGGAUCGUGAGGAAUCUUCUGCAGCUGCUUCUGGAGAGCGAUAAGUACGCCGAGAGGAAAGGAGCCGCGUACGGACUGGCCGGACUGGUGAAAGGUCUGGGCAUCCUGGCUCUGAAGCAGCAGGACAUCAUGAGCACGCUGACCGACGGCAUCCAGGACAAGAAGAACUUCAGACGCAGGGAAGGCUCUCUGUUUGCCUUUGAGAUGCUGUGCAACAUGUUGGGGAAGCUGUUCGAGCCGUACGUCGUCCACGUGCUGCCUCACCUGCUGCUCUGCUUUGGAGACGGGAACCAAUACGUCAGAGAGGCUGCAGAUGACUGUGCUAAAGCAGUGAUGAGGAACCUGAGUGCCCACGGGGUGAAGCUGGUCCUCCCCUCUCUGCUGGUGGCUCUGGAGGAAGAGUCCUGGAGAACCAAAGCAGGCUCGGUGGAGUUGCUCGGUGCGAUGGCGUUCUGCGCCCCCAAGCAGCUUUCCUCCUGUCUGCCCAACAUCGUGCCCAAACUGACCGAGGUGCUGACCGACUCCCACGUGAAGGUGCAGAAGGCCGGACAGCAGGCGCUGCGCCUCAUUGGCUCCGUCAUCCGCAACCCCGAAAUCCUGGCGAUCACCCCCAUCCUAUUGGACGCCCUCACAGAGCCGUCCCGCAGGACUCAGACUUGUCUCCAGACGCUUCUCGACACUAAGUUCGUUCACUUCAUCGACGCUCCGUCCCUCGCCCUCAUCAUGCCCAUCGUGCAGAGAGCCUUCCAGGACCGAUCCACCGACACCCGCAAGAUGGCGGCGCAGAUCAUCGGAAACAUGUACUCCCUCACGGACCAGAAGGAUCUGUCCCCUUACCUGCCGAGUGUUAUUCCUGGACUGAAGGCCUCUCUGUUGGAUCCAGUGCCUGAGGUGCGUACAGUCUCCGCUAAAGCUCUGGGAGCGAUGGUGAAGGGAAUGGGCGAGUCGUGCUUCGACGACCUGCUGCCGUGGCUCAUGGAGACCCUCGCCUCGGAGCAGAGCUCUGUGGAUCGAUCCGGAGCCGCACAAGGUCUGGCGGAGGUGAUGGCCGGCCUCGGCGUGGAGAAGUUGGACAAGCUGAUGCCGGAUGUUGUGGCCACAGCCAGUAAAGAGGACAUCGCCUCCCACGUGAGAGACGGAUACAUCAUGAUGUUCAUCUACCUGCCGCUGACCUUCGGAGAAAGAUUCACUCCCUACGUCGGGCCCAUCAUCCCCUGCAUCCUCAAAGUACGGGACUUCUUCUUUGCUUAG
Molecule: messenger RNA, 1251 nt
Organism: Notothenia coriiceps (black rockcod)
Lineage: Eukaryota; Metazoa; Chordata; Actinopteri; Perciformes; Nototheniidae
Product: translational activator GCN1-like
Exons: 8
Coding region: 130-1251 (373 amino acids)
Biological process (GO): regulation of translation; cellular response to amino acid starvation
Cellular component (GO): cytosol
Molecular function (GO): protein kinase regulator activity
Source: RefSeq, a predicted model, not a curated record